Molecule: messenger RNA, 283 nt
Organism: Geodia barretti
Lineage: Eukaryota; Metazoa; Porifera; Demospongiae; Tetractinellida; Geodiidae
Source: the annotation of a GenBank genome assembly
ACCAGCUCCACGCUGAAGGUGUGCUUGUAUUGGAAUGUAUUGCUGUGAAUGUCAUGUGACACGAGCUCCUGGGACGUCUUAUACCUGAGAGCACAAACCAGAGAAGGUAUGCACGCAACUUGGCAUUGGAAACCCAAUAUCCUCUCAUUCCCUCCACCGAGAGGGGAAGUAUGUUUGGGUUGCCCUGCCAACCAGAGAAAGUGUUCAUGCAACUCCCACUGAAUCCUCCAUUCUCACUCACAAUUGAGGGGACCAGGUGGUGGGUAUUGUAAUCUGACCUGGU